Messenger RNA from Ostreococcus tauri, 300 nucleotides. RefSeq names its product unnamed product. The transcript has a single exon. The record is from RefSeq and is a predicted model, not a curated record. Bases 1 to 300 code for a protein of 99 amino acids. Lineage: Eukaryota; Viridiplantae; Chlorophyta; Mamiellophyceae; Mamiellales; Bathycoccaceae.
AUGGGGUGGAAUGUGAAAGAUGAACGGGACAGGGAUCUGUAUCUGUGGCUUUUGGAUAGCGAAAAGGACGAUGAGCUGAGGCGCGCGCGAAGGCGAAGAGGUAGCGCGACCUCGAUGGGAAGUCGAGGGGCGGAUCUCGCCGCGCGUGCGAGCGAUGUUUUAAUCAAGAAUCUCGAGAAUGCAACGAGAAUAUACCGCAGAUUGACGGUGUUACUACGUCGAAAGCGCGCUCGAGGGGCGUUGUACCGGCAUCGCGCAAAGCUCGAGCGGUUUAAACAUGUUCAAACCGGCCAACUUUGA